Messenger RNA from Pungitius pungitius (ninespine stickleback), 2528 nucleotides. It is a transcript of the gene pdia5, whose product is annotated as protein disulfide isomerase family A, member 5. The transcript is spliced from 17 exons. Gene Ontology annotation, molecular function: protein disulfide isomerase activity. Gene Ontology annotation, cellular component: endoplasmic reticulum. NCBI's taxonomy places the organism in Eukaryota, Metazoa, Chordata, Actinopteri, Perciformes, Gasterosteidae. The coding region runs from base 68 to 1648 and encodes 526 amino acids. Gene Ontology annotation, biological process: protein folding. The record is from RefSeq and is a predicted model, not a curated record.
CGCACCCGGAGGAUUCGAGGGAAAAGUGCUCCACCGCGCAUGCGUAUCCCUACGUGGCAACGGCAUCAUGGCCUCUUGGAAUCGCCACUGGAGUAGAAUGAGGGAGGCGAAAAUGUUGGUGUUGGUGCUGCUGGCGGGGCUGCUGCUGGAGGCGGCGAAGGUGUCUCCUCUCAUAGAGAAGGUCAGUGACCACAAAGACUUCAAGAAACUGCUCAGGACGAGGACCAACGUUCUGGUGGUCUACACCAACACAGCUUCAUCGGGGGACUCCCAGCUGAAGCUGCUGUCGGACGUGGCCCAGGCAGUGAAGGGCCAGGGGACUAUCGCCUGGGUCAACUGUGGAGACCCAGAGGGCCGUAAGCUCUGUAAGAAAGUGAAGGUGGACCCGGGCUCCAGAGGUGGAGGAGCAGAGCUGCUUCACUACAAAGACGGGACGUUCCACACCGAGUACAACCGGCCGGCCACCUUCAAGUCCAUGGUAGCCUUCUUGAAGGACCCAUCAGGACCCUCGCUGUGGGAGGAGAACCCCGAGGCCAAAGACAUCGUCCACAUAGAGACAGAGAAAGACUUCAGGAAGCUGCUGAAGAGAGAGGAGAGGCCAGUCCUCCUCAUGUUCUACGCUCCCUGGUGCGGCGUUUGUAAGAGGAUGCAGCCCAUCUUCCAGCAAGCAGCCACAGAGACCAGAGGGAGAUACGUGCUGGCGGGGAUGAAUGUGCACCCGGCUGAGUUUGACGGCCUCAAGCAGGAGUUCAACGUCAAAGGCUACCCGACCUUCUGCUACUUUGAAAAGGGGAAGUUCCUGUUCCACUACGAGAACUACGGAGGCACAGCCAAAGACAUCGCUGACUGGAUGAAGAACCCCCAACCCCCCCAGCCAAAGACCCCCGAGGUGCCGUGGUCGGAGACGGACUCCCAGGUGUUCCACCUGACCGACGAGGGGUUCGACAGCUUCCUGGAGGAGCACCCUGCCGCCCUCAUCAUGUUCUACGCCCCGUGGUGCGGCCACUGUAAGAAGAUGAAGCCCGAGUACGACGAAGCCGCCCGGGUCCUCAACCGGGGUUCAGACAGUCCCGGCGUGGUGGCCGCGGUGGACUCCACGGUGCAGAAGGCCGUGAGCGAGCGCUUCAAGAUCUCCGGCUUCCCCACCGUCAAGUACUUUGAGCGAGGCGAGGACAAGUACACGCUGCCCCACCUCCGCAGCAAGGACAAGAUCAUCGAGUUCAUGCACAACCCGGAGGCUCCGCCUCCCCCAGAGCAGUCGUGGGAGGAGCAGCCCUCCAGCGUGAGCCAUCUUGGAAUGGAGGAUUUCCGCGAGGCGCUGAAGAAGAAGAAGCACGCCCUGGUGAUGUUCUACGCUCCCUGGUGUCCCCACUGUAAGAACGCCGUCCCCCACUUCAGCUCAGCAGCAGAGCUCUUCAGAGAGGACCGCAAGAUCGUGUACGCCGCCGUGGACUGCACGAAGGGACAGAACCAGGAGCUGUGCAAGCAGGAGGCCGUGGAGGGCUACCCCACGUUCAACCACUACAACUACGGCAAGUUCGUGGAGAAGUACAACGGAGAUCGCGGGGAGGAGGGCUUCAUCGGCUUCAUGCGCAGCCUGCGAGGCCGCGACCAGGAGAAGGUGGUCAAGAGGAAGGAGGAGCUCUGAGGUGCGCGUUGCACCGUGACCUCUAAACCUGGCAGCCCCCCCCCCCCCUCCCUAAUCAGCACUGACAGUGGGAGUCUUGAUGACCUCAGCUCAAGGCUUUUCUUUUUCUUUUUUAUAUGCCACCGCUGACGUUUGUAAACUUGAGACUUGUGACACUGUGUGAAGAGCUAUGUUUUAUCUAUGCAACACGGAGCCCUGCUGGGGGGUCUCAGUGUGCACUGACACCUGUGGUGGUGGGUAAAGGUGGAGGCACCACGGGGGUCCAUUCCAGUCCAUUAUUCCAGGUGCUUCCGGGCUCUCUGCUUCCCUCUUUCCUUCUGAAGUUUUUUUUUUUUUAACCUGUGGCCUUAAAGAUGUGAAAUAAAAACAAAAGGAAGACGAUGAAACGCCAAAUAUCUCCCACAUGUUAACGUCAUGACCUCGGGGCUCAUUUGCAUACUGCGAGCAACGCCCCCCCCCCCCCCCUCGUACCCAUCGAUUCUAGCCAAAUAUCCCACAAUACACCUCUGCGUCCAGACGGCGUGCAUGGAGCCACCGAAUGACUCUACUGUGGUGCGUUCAGGGCCCCCCCCCGCAUCCCCCCUCCUCUGUUCUUUUAAGCUCCCACCGUGGAUCUCUACACGCUAAUCUGCUUUUAUUACUCAUGAAUAAGGUUCUCAGGGAAAGCGAAACACAAUUUAAAGGGAACUAGUUUGUGAAAUCUCAAUCAUUCUCCGGCCCUUUAAUGUUGUUUACAUUUGUACCCCAAAUAAAAGCUGGUUGUCCCCCUGUCCUUCUGUCUUGUGAGGAAUUGGACGUGCAAGACUCGUCUGCACAUCUUUCCUCUGAGACUUAAUCAUAAGAACAAGAAGAAAUAAUAAAAGUCAACAUUUCCAACAUU